This is a messenger RNA of Rana temporaria (common frog), 1621 nucleotides long. Its product is annotated as N-acetyllactosaminide beta-1,3-N-acetylglucosaminyltransferase 3-like. The record is from RefSeq and is a predicted model, not a curated record. The transcript is spliced from 3 exons. NCBI's taxonomy places the organism in Eukaryota, Metazoa, Chordata, Amphibia, Anura, Ranidae. Gene Ontology annotation, molecular function: protein N-acetylglucosaminyltransferase activity. Gene Ontology annotation, cellular component: membrane. The coding region runs from base 216 to 1328 and encodes 370 amino acids.
CACUCCAGGUCCAGUUGGGUAGCCUUUUGUCUUUGGUCCUGGGACCCCUUCAGCUGUUCAUGUGAGAAAAGAGUGCCAGCGUGGGCGCGAUCUGGGAAAUCUGCCCUCUGAUGUUUGGAGCAAGCUGGGCUGACCUGGAGAAACCGAUUGGCAUUUGAACCUGCUGGGGCUUCUUUGACAUCAUUAAUAGGCUCAAUUUAGCCUUAUCUGAGGGUAUGGUAAGGCGAAGGCGAUCGUCCAUCACCGUCCUCUCCAUCUCUCUGUGCUUCACCCUGUCUCUCCUCUCCUAUACCCUUUAUGAGAGUGAGCCUAUAGGCGACCUUCCAGACCUCCAUCACCCUAUCCCAGCCAAUCUUAGCUCUCCCCCAUCUCUACGCCGAUCAGCCACUCUUUACGACACAAACUUCAGCUUCUAUCUAAACCUGUCCGAAUAUACCAGGUGGUACCCGGCCCUCCAGAAGUACAGGUGCCGAGCUGUUAUAGGCCUCUUUGGAUACUGCGAGACCCAGGAGCCAUUGAUCCUUCUGGCGGUGAAGUCCCAUCCGGCCAACAAACAGAGACGUGAAUCUCUCAGGAACACAUGGGCCAGAGAGAGAAAGCUGGGGGGAUAUCACUUAAAGCGGAUGUUUCUGGUGGCCAGUUCCGGGCUGAGGAGGGAGAUGGAGCGGCUGAUUGAGGAGGCUUCUACCCACAGGGACAUCAUUCUCUGGGACUUCAUAGAGAGCCACCAUAACUUGUCUCUGAAAGAACGAUGUUUUCUCGAGUGGCUAAACUACCAGUGUCCAGAGGCUACCUAUAUAUUUAAAGGUGAUGAUGAUGAAUUUGUGAACCCACAUGCCUUGGUGUCCUACAUUCACGCCUCUCCUCGGAAAUAUCGACUUCACAUCCAUGGCCAACAGCAAAUCCACGCACCUCCCGAGCGCUGGGGAAAGUACGCUGUGCCCAUCUCCGUCUAUCCCCAUGGCUACUACCCUGCAUUUGUCUCUGGUGGUGGUUUCCUCCUCCCGUCGGAGUUGGUGCCAUCUCUUCACUGGGCGGCGUCCAUUAUUCCUACCUUCCCACUGGACGAUGUCUUCUUCGGGUUCCUAGCUUUGGCGGCCAAGGUUCAUUUCCAUCAUGAGCCAAGGUUCCAUUCCUUUGGCCUGAAGAGUGACGACAACUGCCGAUAUGCAGAUGUUCUGGUUGCCCAUGGCCUAACUCCACAUCGACUUCUGGAAGUGUGGAAGGAACUACCGUAUUUGAAACCUUGUCCACCAGAACUAGACAAAAAUGAAGAGGAGGAGGAGGGAAAGAAAAAGAAGAAGAAAAAGAAAAUGAAAGACCAAUAGCCCCAAGUCCCACUUUUUUUUUUACUGCAGAGGAAACAGACUGGUAGUUCAUUCUUAUGUGUGUCACCUUAUGGAGGGCAGAGCCGCCUCUACAUGUGUCACCCUAUGGAGGGCAGACAGCCUCCUAGUUUCCUUCUGUCUGUUUCACCCUACCGAGGAAGGAGAACCUCAUAUUUCCCUUCUGUCUUUGUCACCCUACGGAGGGCAGAGAGCCUCAGAUUUUCCUUGUCUAUGUCACUCUACAGAGGAUGGACAGUCUCAUAGUUCCAAUCUGUCUGUGUCACCCUAUAGAG